Molecule: messenger RNA, 1812 nt
Organism: Procambarus clarkii (red swamp crayfish)
Lineage: Eukaryota; Metazoa; Arthropoda; Malacostraca; Decapoda; Cambaridae
Cellular component (GO): cytosol
Molecular function (GO): aldose reductase (NADPH) activity
Source: RefSeq, a predicted model, not a curated record
CGACUCUCUGCUCCCUGUUGAGGGUACCCAGGCCCUGGGUCACCUCCACCAGGCCUAGCAAGAGGGCGUUCCACUCUCGCUGACCCGCCAUACUCUCUCAACACACGCCCCUCUGGCGAAAACACAGGGUGGAACUAAGGCUGGGAGCUGGGGCCAACACUGCUAGUGUUUCUCCUGUCAGUGUUGCGUCUCUUGUGAGUUAUGGGGGAUAAACACAAGCAAUCUUCGAAGAAGAUGCUAAACAUGCCCCCAAUCGGCAUCAACUUCACCAAGAAUCAUUGCGAACUCACUAAGCAGAUAAAGAACGCCAUUAGGUUUAGAAAUUAUUACGUGGAUAACCCUGACCCAGACAAAGAUUUUAAGGUGGAGAAACAGCUGUGUCACUUGGAGAUCCCUAUUGCAGGAGAGGUGUCAGACAUCGUUGUUAGCCGACUGCGCAAGUUCUGCUCCAAACACUACUAUACAAUGGACUAUUUUUUUAUAACUACUUCGAUACCGGUGCCAAAAAACUUAGACGCUGAUCUGAAGCUUAUUCGCGAUCUUUACGAGCGCCUUGAUAAGAAACCGGUGGAUGUUCUUUAUCUAGAAAAUCCUGUGGGACUUGAAGGUUCGGAUCCCAAAGGAAUCUUUCAGAGGGCUAGAGAGAACCCAUACACACGGAUGGAAGUCGAGAGGGACAUAUUUAUGCGUGAAGAAUAUUACGGGUCUUUGCUGAUCACUCCUGACAUACUCCAGAACUUGUGGGCAGUCUGGCAGUGGUUGACAGACUACGUCAUAAGAGGAAAGCUGGCCCUUAAUCUCGGACUCAAGAAUUUCUCGCAGCCUCAAAUCGAGAAACUCUUGCAAGAGUGUGAGUGUUUCCCGCGGGUGGUGCAGGUGGAGUUGAACCCCUACUGUCUGAGGGAAGAGCUGCGCCAGAUGUGUGCCCAGCGGAACAUUGUUGUCUGUGCCAUCCACCCCUUUGGUAACCCCCUCUGUGUUCCCAGUGUGUACAAGACAGCUCUUCCGGACAACAGUGUGGUGAAGAAGGUGGCAGACUACUUCGACAUUGACCCCAAGAUAUUGCUCCUCACCUUCCUCUUCUACUCCAAGAUUCCCUUCGUCCUGGAUAACGACAGAAUGAUCGGGAUUGGCUGGAUGUUACAGCACGUCCCGAAUAUUAAGGUGACGGAGUUCCGGAUGAGUUGUCUGGCAAGACUCGGUGAUUUCAACCAAGAUGUGCCGGGAAGACAGGAACUCUCGGAAACACCGUCUGAUGAGGCAAAGGAGAAGAUGGAUCCACUGUGGCCAUUCUGCUUUGUGAAGAGCAAGCACCGUGACGGAUGAAGAGAGCGUACAACACGACCUCAAGACUCAAGGCAUCAAUAUAUCGACUUUUAUGGGACAUAAAUCCAAAAGACGGUUUAGACCAAGGCGUCCAGGAUCCUCGUUUAGUAACAAUCAUAAAACAUACCUUAAAUAGAAGACAAAUAAUAAAUAAAUAAAAGUGUAACUAUAGGAAACCCCACCAAUAACCGAAAUUAUAAAAUACAUCUUUUCUCCCUCGACAAAUUCGAGUUUUAACUUCAGUUUUAACUCGACAGCUUGAAAUAAAGUAACGCGAUGUUCCAAAUGCUAUUCGUGUACUUCAUAAUUUAUAAGCGUAACAUUUGCAUUCUAAACUGUAAAAAGCUGACGAUGUCUGUUAUCUCAAAUACGUAAUUUCUUGGUUUCCAGAAUUGUUUCAACAAUGAAGAGAAGGAAAUGCUAUAGUGUUGCUUCAUUUUCCAUGAUUUUAAUGUCUUUAAAUAAAAUAAGCAAAAGUUAUCGGUG